This is a messenger RNA of Epinephelus lanceolatus (giant grouper), 3875 nucleotides long. RefSeq names its product calcyon neuron-specific vesicular protein (gene caly). Gene Ontology annotation, cellular component: membrane; endosome. Gene Ontology annotation, biological process: endosomal transport; clathrin coat assembly. Gene Ontology annotation, molecular function: clathrin light chain binding. The record is from RefSeq and is a predicted model, not a curated record. NCBI's taxonomy places the organism in Eukaryota, Metazoa, Chordata, Actinopteri, Perciformes, Serranidae.
UUCCUGAUCAGCCACAAUCCCUGUGAGCCGCGUUAAGAUGCGCAUUCACACUGAGCUGCCAGUUUCCUCCGGAGGACCGAGCAGCUCCGGGGCUGAAUUACAUGCGCAGUCCUGCCGUGAAUCACACAUCACCACGGCAACCGGCGUUCACACCGAGUCCCCGUCAGCAUCAGUGGGGUCCGAUCCCAUCCACAGGCGACAGGAGAGCACAGAAAAACACAAUCUGUCCAGGCAUUUUCAGCCAUGGUGAAGCUAGGCAGCAAUCUGUCUGAUAAGCUGGAGAAGCAGCUGUCUGCGGACGACGGCUUUGAUAACAUCCCCCUCAUCACACCCCUGGAGGUCAACCAACUCCAGCAGCCAUUCACAGACAAGGUCGUUGUGAAGACGUCAACACAGUAUCAGCUGCAGCAGAAGAAGAAGAAUAAGCUGUACGUGCCCAAUAUCAAGAAGCUGAAUAUCAACUUCUACAGUGAUGUUUCGGAGAAAGCCAAGAUCACAGGUCUGAUCCUCAUAACUUUGGCCUUCCUGACCAGCCUGCUCCUCCUGCUCAUGUACAAAGCCAUGUGGUAUGACCAACUCACCUGCCCAGAGGGUUUCAUUCUUAAGCAGAAGCACUGCACCCCGGCAGCUCUGGAGAUGUACUACACAGAGCAGCAGCAGCAGGAGGAGCCGGGCGUCCGCGGCGAGCCCAACACCGGCCUGUAUGCCGCUCUCAGCCACCUCAACCAGGUCAAGAGGACUGGGCCUGAGCUGCCAUCGCCAUGGUUACCAGUCAUCAGCGCUCUGAAGGAGGCCGAGGUGGCCAAACAAGGCAGUGAGCCGCUGAAAGGAGUGCUGGAGGGAGAGGAGUGAGGGGGCUGACAGAAAUGCAGGUGAUAGAGGAGGAAAUGAUGACGGGGAGGCAGCGUAGGUUAUUUUUGACUGUGUGUGUUCAAUUUUUUUUUUCUUCUUCCCUCGUACAGUCCAUUGAAUCCCCUGUUUAUACUGGUGCUCCAAAACCUUUAAGGUGUCUGUAUAACUACUGAAAACAAGUCAGCCAUGUAAACCACGCGUUUACUUAACUUCAAUACAGAAUCUGUUAAUACAAGCUAAUACCGAAAUGUGUGUGUGUGUGUGUGUGUGUGUGUGUGUACUUGUACGUCAAUAUUUAUGAGAACCAAUUUCAGUUUUAGACCUUGAGAGUGAGGACUUUCUUGGAAAAUGAGGACAUUUUGGUCAGUCUUCACCUUCAUACACACCUUCAAAGGCCUGUUUGAGAAUUCAGACUUAGGUUAAGGUUAGGGUUGGGGUAAGCAUUUAGUUGUCAUAGUUUAAAGGGACAUGCUUUUACUUACUAUCUGCAAUAUAUAUAAUGUUACAAUGUCAGAUGUUCAUAUUAAACAUGGCCAAAUUUUUAAAUAAUUAGGUUAAGAGUAAGAGUAGGAGGGUAAGAAUAAUCCCUGUUGCAAGCUGCUACAUGUAGCUACAUGCUAAUGUUAGGAAGAUAUGUUAUCUUGGUUGCUGAUGUUAUAAAUUUCUCCCUGAUUUCUGAUCACAUUUCCGUUAGAACAUGUCCGGUUGCAAAGAUCUUAGUUUGUACUUGUAUUGGGGAUUUUUCAUUGUAGAAAGUGCCGCUUUACUUCCUUACAGUCAUUCCACAGCUGCAAUCAGGGUGCAGAGACGUAGAGAGCAUAAAUGUGAAAGACCUGGAAAAGCUGACCAAUCAGAGCAGACUGGGUUUUUCGGAAGGGCGAAUAAAGAGACAGGCAUUAAAACGUGUUUUAGACAGAGGGUGAACAUGGGUGUUUCAGCAAAGAUAGUAUGAGAAAAUAAGCGUUUUUUGGACCAUUAAAGCAUGUAAACGUGUUCUAGUAUAAACCUAAAGUACAGGUAUGAACCUGAAAAUGAGCAUAACAGGUCCUCUUUAAGGUUAGGGUAUGAGGGUUGAUAAUCUCUAUAAACAGAUUCUGCAAAUAUUUGCAGAAUCUAGAGACAAGGGGACAAGAUUUUGGCCUCAGACAUGUUAUGGUUUCUGUUUGUAGUCCAAGUAGUAUUAACCAAUCAUGUCUGAACAGCAGGUGUGAAGAGGCGAAAGGCAUUGACCGAAAUUCAAUCUCAGAGCCCGUCAGCUAUGUCUGAGAUGGCUUUAUGUUACCUUUUUAAAAUUGCAGAUAUCUGCUUAUAGAGAGCCGAAAUAACCGGCGCCUGGAAAAAGAAAUCUUCACCAAGAUCUCCACUGGCUUCAUUGCAUCAGCCAGAAAUAUUGGCCUUCGCCCUCAGAGGUUUGUCAUUGUCAGACGAUAGCCGAUUGGUCUGAAAUUCGGGGCUAGGGAAAGCAAUAUUUCAAUGAAAGUCCUCACAAGUAUACAAGUACAGGGUUUUGUGUGUGUGUGUGUGUGUGUGUGUGUGGUGAGUUGUUGUGGUUAGAGGCAGGAAUGUUAUUAAAGUGUUGGAGAAUGUGCCUGACUUUUACAGUGUUACCGAGGCAUGAGCAAUCUCCACCAUCUGCAUUCAGUGUGUGUGUGUAUACACUCAUGUAAAUACUGUACACUGUAAAGUGCUCACAUACAUAUGAGCGCAUAUGUGUCAUAUGCAUAGUUGCGUUCGGGUGUGUGCGUAUGUGUACUUGUCUGAGAAAGUUUGAGGUGAGAGAAGCGAGGCAAGAGCUCAGAGUGAGAAGUGAAAAUAACAAGUUUUUAAUGAGAUUACUGCGAGUUUCUCCUCAUCACGCCGUCUCGUUAUCUCGCUGUCUAUUCAUUUAGUUUCAGAGGGGAAUGUAUGAAAUCAUCAGUGAAUGUGCUCACGGUUUAAACACUAAGUAGAGGAACUAUAAUUAGCCAUUUUUUUUUAUUUAUUUUUUUGUCGAAGUGAGUCGAUCCUGCAUCUUAUUAUCUGGAGACUAAACUGCGGUUCUGUGUGUGUCUGCCAUUAAUUCAGAGGAAAGUGUGUUGUAAAGAGACUCACACAGUGGCUUUGGAAAGCAUUAAAGUAUUAAAAAUUAAAAACUACAACCUCUUUGUCAUGAAGGGUUAUUAUCUGUAUUGCUAAGCCAUUUUAAUCUGUUUUAAAGUAAACCUAUAACACAAUAAAGUGUGCAGUAAGUACAUGGGUGUGACAACUUUCUAAAGCCGCUGUACAGCUCUUCAUUUGAAGACUCUUAUUAUCUUAGAGGAUGAUGUAAGCUAAUUACUGUAAUUAUAGAUAACAGUUAAGAGCUUCUAUUGUAUUACUACAAAAAAAAUCUAAAUUGAAAUAAUGCUUUACGUUCAUGUGUGGAAAAUGACUGUAAAAACUAGGAAAUUAUUAGUUUUGUUACUACGUUUUGUUUUUGGUUCAUGUUGUAUUCUGUAAUGCCACUGUAAAUGAACAUGUACAGUAGAACCACAGGGUUGACUCAUCAUGAUCUUACAUGAAUGUAUGAAGUAGCUGCUCUGAUCAUGCAGUAGACAUAAUAAGUGCUUAUAAUGUACUACCUACAAGCUUCUAUUGUCUACACAUCUUUCUAUUUAUUUCAUUAACAGAUCAUUUACGUGAGUAUUUGGUAAAGUUGUGUCUGUAAAUCUUGCUUUAUUAAGUAUGAAGAGUUCUUUUCCAAUGCACUGUACAUCCAUUUUUAAGGGAAGCUGAUAUUGUUUUACUUUAUCAGACAUAAUUCAAAAUGAUCUGACACAUCCUGUAAUUUGUCCUAAUUAUCUGCUUAUCACUUAUUUCGACCUACCUUUUCUCCUUGUCACUUUUUCAAACUAUCUUAUUUUGGAACAAAACUCUUCGUGUGAGCAGGAAGAAUGUGAGAUCACAGCGCAGCUUGUGCUUUUGGGGUUCAAGUGCCAAACAUUUACAUCAGGCCCAUCUGCUCUGAUGUCACUGACUGAACAGAAAUAAAUGACUGAAGUGUU